AUGAUGAUGGUAGAUAGUGUCUGCUAUAUAUGUGGAGAGGAGCCAGAGAACUUGGAACAUAUCUUGUUCAGAUGUUCUAGGGCUGUUCUGUGCUGGAAAUUGCUGGGGAUUCAAUGGAAUCUGCUGGGGAGUAAACAGGUUAAUUUUACAGAUUGGUGGGAGGCUGUUAAUAAUGGAAGAGGGGAUCAAUACUUUCAGGACAGAAUCAAUCUCUCUACUUACCUAAUGUGGUUGUUGUGGAGAACCAAGAACUCAUGGUUGUUCACUAAAACCAGAAUAACAGAGAAGGAGUUGGUUGAUGGAGCAAGAAAGGAAUGGAUUGAAUUUGAGUCCGCAGCUGCAAAACAUAGUAGAAAGGAGGAUGUGCAGAUGAGAGUGGAGCACAGAGGUAGAAAUCCCAAUGGAACAGCAGUAGGACAAAUAUCACUAUUUGUCAGUGCUUGCCAAUUUCCAGAGGGAGAUUGGGGGUUUGGAGGUGUGAUGGAGUCAGUUGAGAACUCAAUGCAGUGGAAGGCAAAAGGUGAAUCAGCUAACAACAAGGAGGAAGCUAAUCUGAAAGCUGUCGGAUGGGCCCUUAGGAAAAUAGCAGCAAACACAAACUCGAGGAUUCUAUUCCAUGUGGAUUCCUUAAUCACAGCUGAGGUGCUCAAUGAACAGAGAGUGGCUGAUUCAGAAGUUCAAAGCAUUGCAGAUGAAGUUGUCAAUUUGAUGUCUACAUUUGAUUCUUGUUCUAUUUGUCCUAUAGGGGUCAGGGUUGGGGUGGCGGCAGAUGGAAUUUUAGGCACCUCCUGCAUGUCGUCGAGUCGCGACGUUGACCUUCGGCGCGGUCAAAUGAAGGACAACAGAGGUCAUGGUAGAGGACGACUCGACACGCCCAGUGGCGGAGGUGGCGGUGGCGCUAGAGUGGACUACGGUUACGUCGACGACGGCGACGAGCAGUAG
This is a messenger RNA of Striga hermonthica, 942 nucleotides long. Lineage: Eukaryota; Viridiplantae; Streptophyta; Magnoliopsida; Lamiales; Orobanchaceae. The record is from the annotation of a GenBank genome assembly.